This is a messenger RNA of Camellia sinensis, 585 nucleotides long. Lineage: Eukaryota; Viridiplantae; Streptophyta; Magnoliopsida; Ericales; Theaceae. The record is from RefSeq and is a predicted model, not a curated record.
CAGUGAAACAAAAAGGCCAUUUGCAAAAACCGCCUUCUCGUAGAUUGAGACAGAACAGUCUACAGUCUCCACUUCAAAACUUUACCUCAGAGCGCUCUCUCUCUCUCUCUCUCUCUCUCUCUCUUUUCCCUAACAAACUUGUAACCUCUUCGCCAAACCCUACUUUCCUCCCCCCAUUUUUUCCGUUUUCGUCAUCGUUCGAUAUUGCACAAACCUCUUUGUUCUUUCUCACCUUCAAUGGCCGAAACCUCCGAUGAUUCGCCGGACGUCGAAAAGCUCUACGAGUACGGCGAACGCCUCAACGAUGCCAAAGACAAGUUCCAACAUGCCAGUGACUAUGAGGCCAUACUCAAAGCUACUGAAGAAGGAAGUGUUAAGGUCAAGCAAUUGGCUGCACAGCUUGUUCCCAAGUUUUUCAAGUACUUCCCAACCCUCUCCGACAGAGCUCUCAAUCGACAUUUAGAGCUUUGCGAGGAUGACGAGCUUGGGGUUAGUAUCUCCCUGUUUUCAUACAUUCAUAUUAAAUUUACUUAUAAUAUACCCAACUUAGUGAUUAUGCAUAUCAAAUGAUGAAUUGCUGUGCCU